Messenger RNA from Vespula vulgaris, 1038 nucleotides. RefSeq names its product histone-arginine methyltransferase METTL23. The transcript has 2 exons. The record is from RefSeq and is a predicted model, not a curated record. Bases 143 to 892 code for a protein of 249 amino acids. Gene Ontology annotation, cellular component: cytoplasm; nucleus. NCBI's taxonomy places the organism in Eukaryota, Metazoa, Arthropoda, Insecta, Hymenoptera, Vespidae.
AACUCUCGACAAGAGAGAGACUAUAUUUAUUGUACCGACUACGUCCCUUUCUGUGCAUCGCAUUAAAAAUUGGAUGUACACUGAUCACUCGAUAAUUAUGUUGAAAAUAAAAUAUAAUUAAUUCGAAUUUAGUUUGUUAGUAAUGCCAGGUUUAGAAGGAAGUAUUUCGCUCGAUACGAGUCCACCCACGCACGGCCUAAUGUCCGAUGGAAUCGCUUCUGAACAAGUAAAAAAAUUUCUCUUCCGAUCGCGAAAAAUACACGAGAGUGUACAGAACGACGAAAGUUUAGAAAUUUAUAUACCGGAGUUACUGCAAGCAAAUUACAGUUAUUACACUUGGCCCUCUGCACCAGUUCUUGCCUGGUUUUUGUGGGAGCAUAGAGAGGAGCUCAUCGGAAAGAGAGUUUUGGAAUUGGGUUCUGGUACUGCUCUUCCCGGUAUUUUGGCCAGUAAAUGCGGCGCUGUUGUAACUUUAAGCGACUCUGCUAAUUUGCCAAGAAGCUUGCAACACAUUAAAAGAAGCUGCGAAUUAAAUGGCAUUUUAUCUCAAGUUAGAAUAGUCGGAAUUACGUGGGGUUUAUUUCUCUCUAGUUUAUUUACCAUCGGUCCAUUAGAUUUAAUUCUUGGAUCUGACUGUUUUUAUGAACCUACGCUAUUUGAAGAUAUAGUUGUCACCGUAGCUUUUCUGUUAGAAAAGAAUCCAAAUGCAAAAUUUCUAUGUACUUAUCAAGAGCGUAGCGCCGACUGGUCUAUCGAACAUUUAUUAACUAAGUGGGGUCUUACAUGUAAUCAAAUAUCACUUUCUACUCUUGGAACAGAUUCGGAUAUUAAUAUACAUGAAUUGAUGCAAGAUCACACUAUCCACUUGCUAGAUAUACAAAAAGCUACUUGAGUUAUUUUUUAAUAUCAUGGGUAAUGUACGUAAAAUAUAUAAGAUAUUUGUUUUUAACUUGCCAUGGACUGUAAGUCAACAUGAACUUAAAGCGUAUUUUAAUAAAUAUGGGUAUACGUAUAAUGCGGUUGUAACUUUUAGCAAGA